AUGAUGGACGUUUGGUUGGUACAUGCUUUAAAAUGUGGAGGUAAUGGAAAUGAUGGUGAUUUGAAGAAUGUGUUGAAGAAGUUUUAUUUAAAGAAUGCUCGAAUAAGCUCUAAAAUAAUAAAAUUAAAAAAAUAUAGGAAAUAUGAUGAAGCUUUAGUAAAUAUUAAUAUGAACAAAAUUGAUUUAAUUGAUGAAUGUUUCUUUGUUUUGUCGAAUAUUAUUUAUUCUAUAUUAUUUGGGGUUUUAAAAAUUGAGAAUCUAAAUAAGUUAGAUCGUUACCAACUGAUUUAUGUGUGGUUUGAACCAUUUCAUCAAAAAAAAAAUAAAAAAAAUAAGCGAAAUAAACGAAAUAAACAAAUAAGCAAAUAUUACAUUCCUGAUUAUGAACAAAAAUUAAAUUAUGAAAAUAGUGAACUGUUUAAUGGAAUAUAUUAUAGCGAAUGGAUAAUAAUAUCACUUAGUAAAAUUUUUAAAGAAUUAAAUGAACAAAGGAAUAAUAAUAGUGAUAUUUUGAAUAGUAUAUGUGUUGAAAAUUGGGUAAUUGUUUUUGAUUUAUUGAAAUAUGUAUAUGUUAAUAAAAAUAUAUUAGGAAUAUAUUUACAAGAGAAAAGUUGUUCAUAUUUUAUAGACAAUGUUAAUAAUAAAAUUAAAAAAGAUACAAUAAAUUGCGAUGAAAGUAAUUUUGGUAAAACAAUAAUACAAUACUAUGAAAAUGUUAAUAAAAUAAUCAAGGAUUAUUUUUCUUUCCCCUUUAUUUUAUUUUCUUGUAUAACAAAAAGAUUAGGAGCAAAUAAUAUAGAAAGGAAACUUCAAAUUUAUAAUCAUAUUAUACCAAAAAAAUUAAGUGAAGAUGGAUUUUAUAAAAAUGCUAUAAAAACAUGUGUCUUAUCAUGGGUAUAUGAUAAAAGAAAAGAUAAAAAAAAUUAUGAACAAAUUGUUCAUGCAACUUCAAAAAUUAUGCGAUUAAAUUUGGCUGAUUAUUUUUGUCAGUUUUUUAUUGAAAUUCUUCUAAAAUAUAAAACAAACUGCAAAAUGAUGAAGAAAAUUAAAAUGUGCAAAAACUUAAAUAAGGGUAGACAAAUUAAAUUAAGAAGAAAUAUAUUUGGAUGGAAAAUAAGUAGACAUAAAUUAGUGAAACUUAUAUUUAUGAACAAGCAAGAAAAAAAAAAAUCUAGCGAAAAUGUGAAGCUACUAAAAAAAAAAAAAUACACACCACUUUUACAUAUAAAUAAUAUUUUUGAAAACAUUUUUUAUCAUUUCCAUUUGUUUUGUAAUACAGAAUAUGAAAGGAAAAAACUUUUAAUCAGCUUAUUGAAUAAUCUAAUACCAUUUAUAAAAAUUAUAGAAGGUUUCAUGAAAAAGGACAAAAAAAGAAAAAAAAUAAUACAAGAGAAAAAAAAAUUAUAUUUAUGUCUAUUUAAUAAAAAUGUUAAUAUCGUAUUAACAGCAAUAAUUAAUGUGAUACUAUUAUAUGAUUUAAAUUUUUUUUUUAUUGAAAAUUUUUUCAAUAUUUUUUCUAAACAUUGUUUUCCAUUAUCCUAUGCUAUUUGCAUAGUUGAUAUAAUUACAAAUUUUAUUAAUUAUAAAGUUUGUUCGAAGUUUUUAUUUUUUCUCAAAGAUUUUGAAAGAAAAAAAAAAUUAAUAAAUGUUACACCAAUUUUUAAUGUACAAAAAUUAAGAAAAAUAGAGGGGGAGAAAAAAUUAACUGUUGAAGAAGACAUAUUUCUUUCACAAAAUUAUGAAAACAAUGUAGAAAUAGUUUCAAUACUUUUUUUAAAACAAUUAUUAUUUUACUUAUUAGAUCAAUUUUCCAAUGAUAUACAAGAUGAAGAAAAAAAUAUAUUUAUAUCUAUUGUAUUGAGCAAAAUAUUAUAUGUAUUUAGUUUAUAUAUUAAAAGGGCUAAUAAAAAUGGCAUGGGGAAUGGCAUAGAAAAUGGGGAUACUUUUGGUAAAAUGCCAACCAAUUUUUAUAUGUACAAAAUGAAUAUUUGCAAUUUAAAAAUAUUUGAAAGAGUUACUGAAAUUGUUCAAAAUUUGUUUAAAAGUGAUAAUGAAGUUUUAUUAUACUGUGGACAAAUUGUGGCUAAUUAUUUUAAGAAUUAUGUGGAUAGUCAGUUUUCUAAGGAUACUUAUAAUAGUGUGAAAAAAAAUGAAAAAAAAAAAAAAGAAAAAAAAAAAAAAAAAAAAAAAAAAAAAGAAAAAAAAAGUGAUAACCUUUUUAAUUUAAAACAAUCUAUAGAAAAUUUACCUGAACAAAUCAAAUGUUUUAGCAUAAUCACACAGCAUAAAUUUUGUUAUUUAAAUAAGUUGCUAUCAAAAAAUAAAAAAUAUUUUAAACUCGAUAUAAACAAAUCUUUUGAAAAUGGAAUAAAUGAUGAUUCAAAUAUAUUUUACAAAGACGGUUUGUCUGAAAUGGAUGAUGAAAAUGAAAAUAAUUUAGGAGAUGAAUUAAUUUCAGUUAAAGAAUUUCAAAUAGUGAAAAAAGAAGAAUUGUACGAAACAGAUAAAGAAGAUAUAAAUUUUGAAAAAAAAAAAAAAAAAAUUAAUAUAAUGAUGAUGAUGGAAAAUGCUGAUAAUUUUGUUGAAAACGACCUAUACAGUUCAGAUGAAAAAAUGUUUAUAUUAAAUUUUGAACAAGAAAAUGAAUUUUAUUUAGAUAUUGAAUAUAAUAAAAAUAUGUACAUCGAACCAACAGAUGAUUUAUUCGAAUGUUUAGACAGAUUAAAAUAUAAAACAAAUUAUAUAGAAAGAAAUGUAAUAGGAAAAGAAAAUAAGAAUUAUGAAAAUUUAAAAAAAAAUGAUGAAGAAGAAUUUUGUAUAAUACAAACAAUUUUAUCUUUGCCUAAAUUAAUUCAUAAAAAUGAUGUAUUAGAAUAUAUAUGCAUAGAAUUAUAUAGUAUUCUUAUUUCAAUAAAUAAUAAUUAUUGUUAUUUAAAUAAAUAUUCAUUUGGAGCGGUUAAAUUAUUUGACAUUAUAUUAUUAAAUAUUAAUUUUCCUAUACAAAUAUGCAAAUUUAUUUUUGAAAAUAUAUAUUCAAAUAUAUAUACUAACAUUCAAAAAACGAUAAUGUUAUUGUCAUUACAAAUUUCUUCUCUAUUUUUAUCAGAUAUCAUAACAUUAAAUAAAGUUUUCGAAUAUGUACAAAUUGUAUCAAUGAAUUUGGAUGGAGUUAAAACUGAUGAUAUAUAUGGGAAAGAUAGUCAGGAAAAUUAUUUUUUAAAUAUUUCAGAAAAAUUAGAUCAUAAUUUAGUUGGAAAUAGCAUAAUACCACAUGGUGAUGGUAAAAAUUGGCAUAGUUUAGAAAUGGAUGAUGAUGGUAAAAAUUGGCAUAGUUUAGAAAUGCAUGGUGAUGGCAAUAAAAAUUGGCAUAGUUUAGACAUACGUGGUGAUGAUAAAUGUUCGAUGGUAAAAGAAAAAUAUAAAAAUAACUAUAGUGAGUAUGAAAAAAAAAAAAAAAAAAAAAAAAUAUUUUUUAAUUUAUGUAAUUUUUUCUUUACACAUAUAUAUACAAAACUUUUAAGUCAUAAUUCACCAAAAGAUAUUAUAAAUUAUAAUGAUAAAUAUGAAAUAAAAAAUAAUUGUUCAAAAGAUUCAUUGAUAACAUUAUUUUUAAUUUCUUCUUAUAAUUUAUUUUUUAAUUAUUCUUGUAAUUCAUAUAUAUAUAUAGAUGAUGUUAUAGAUGAUAUAUUUUGUAUUGCCAAUUUGUUUAUUCGAGAUUCACAUAUAAAUAUUAAAAAAAUAAUACUAAAAUUAUUACUUCAAGUAGUUAAUUUAAUUAUUAGAAAAAAAAAGUUUUAUUUAUUAAAUAAUGAAAAUUAUAAUAAUAUAAUUAACUAUCUUUCAAAUCGUUUGGAUAUAGAACUCGAUUGUUCAACAUCGUUAUUCAUAAAACAUGUUCUACAUAUUCACAAAGAAAUACAAAGAGAAGUUUUGUCAUGA
This is a messenger RNA of Plasmodium yoelii, 3939 nucleotides long. RefSeq names its product conserved Plasmodium protein, unknown function. The record is from RefSeq and is a predicted model, not a curated record. The transcript has a single exon. Bases 1 to 3939 code for a protein of 1312 amino acids. Lineage: Eukaryota; Apicomplexa; Aconoidasida; Haemosporida; Plasmodiidae.